GCCCCCGUCGUUUCAACACCACCACUGACAACGGCAAAGCCGUUCCGUCAGAUGGGCGACUUUUCGCAUCUCGCUCAUCACUUAAACUCUGUUAGCCGUGGACGGGUACCCAGUCCCCUGAAAGACAUCCUUCAUUAUAUGACAGUCGACGGCAUGAUCAGUUUAGCAGGAGGUCUUCCUCAUCCUGAUUUCUUCCCGUUCAAAUCACUCGAAGUGCAAGCCUACAAAAGUGAUACUCGAGUGGAGCCCGGAGCGCCAGAACCAGAAACGAUCCCGCUUACUAUACGCGAUAGAGCGGAGUCCCCACUCCUUACAACCGUUCUUCAAUAUGGUGUUGCCUUGGGAAACUCCUCCCUUCGUUCCAUCCUCCACUCUUUCACCUCCUCCUUCUAUCAGCCAGGAUACCCAGAAUUCGAGAUCAUUCUCAACUCCGGAAACACCGAUGGUUGGGCGAAGGUUGUUGACCUGCUUCUUGAACCUGGCGACUUCGUGCUCGUCGAAGAGCAUACUUAUCCCACAGCGCAGUCAUUGUGGCGUCCCAUGGGAUGCAGAGGCGUGCCGGUGAAGAUGGACGGGGAAGGAAUGAUUCCUAGCUCGUUGGAGAGCAUCUUGGAUGAAUGGGAUGAGGAAGGAAGGAGGGGUAGGAAGCCAAAAGUGAUGUAUAUUGUACCUGUCGGACAGAACCCGACCGGCACAACCAUGCCAGCGUCGAGAAAACGCGAGAUUUAUCAGAUCUGCAGGAAACACGAUGUAAUCAUCUGCGAAGACGAUCCUUACUAUUUCCUUCAAAUGCCUGUGUAUCGCUCGCCUUCCGAACGCGAAGAAUCCGACGCCACCGACGCCAGUCUGUCCCCAAGUUUCUUGAAGUUCGAUGAGGACGGCCGUGUGAUACGUCUGGAGAGCUUCAGCAAGACGAUAGCGCCGGGGAGCAGACUGGGCUAUUUCGUGUGCAACCCACUCUUCGCCGAACGGUUGGUCCGUGCGACCGAAGUCGUCUCUCAAACCCCGAGUGGAUGGAGCCAGGCUAUAAUUCUAGAGCUUCUUCGUACUUGGGGCACGGAGGGAUAUCUUCAAUGGCUCUCUAACCUUCGCUCUAGUUAUACCGUGCGUCGCAAUUGGAUGUGCGACGCUCUUGGAGAGUACUUGGAUCUCGAACCAUCGUCUAGCGGUGUAGAAACCUAUGGAUACCUAAAAUCGCACAGCACAUCGUCUGAGCGGACACCGAUCCUCAGUUUCGUGCCUCCGACGUCCGGGAUGUUUGUUUAUGUGAAAGUUUUCCUGGAUCAAAAUCCGGCAUACCAUGCCAUUCUCGCGGAUACCACAUCCGCGAAGACUCCUGAAGAAGAAUGGGUCACGAAGACGUGGAAAGAGCUUGCUGACGCGAAAGUUCUCGUCACGCCCGGGACCUACUACGUCCCCUUUGAGGACCAAGAUGUCCCACCUACGGCUGGUGAGAAGGGCGUAGGGUAUUUCAGGCUGGCGUUCAGCUAUGUCGAUAAACCUGAAAUGACAGAAGGCAUUCGGAGAUUGGCUGACGCAUUCGAGAAGAUGUGGCCCUGAUUUGUGGCAAGAGGAUCUCGUACGCUGACUGUGAAGAAGAUCUACUGUAUAUAGCACAUGCACAAAACGG
Stereum hirsutum FP-91666 SS1 is the source of this 1630-nucleotide messenger RNA. RefSeq names its product PLP-dependent transferase. The coding region runs from base 52 to 1560 and encodes 502 amino acids. Gene Ontology annotation, biological process: biosynthetic process. The record is from RefSeq and is a predicted model, not a curated record. NCBI's taxonomy places the organism in Eukaryota, Fungi, Basidiomycota, Agaricomycetes, Russulales, Stereaceae. The transcript is spliced from 9 exons. Gene Ontology annotation, molecular function: transaminase activity; pyridoxal phosphate binding.